AUGUACAGCAGGAAGUCCUGGGGUGGUUCAAUAGAGCCAUUCAUUCUCGUAAAGUUCCUCCCGGACCAUACCGAAGACGACAGCGAUCCGAUCACGAGCCUGAUCAUCUUUGAAUGGCAAGACGAAGAACUCAUUGGAAGGAUGCCGCCCGGCGGACAAAGCUACCGUGACAUCGAGACCAUCUGUUCAGCAGACACUGUGGCCAAGGGUCUAUGCGAAGAGAAGGAUAUCGGCGCUUUCAUACUGGCGCCCAAUGCGACGGACUCCGCGAAGAACCCCAUAUACAACGAGGCAAUUCAUCUCAAGGAUCCGAAAGCCAUCAACUAUCCGAUCCGGCGAACCGGCUACUAUUGCGUCUCGACCUUUGCAUUCUCAAACCAUGAGUACGAUGCCGUGGUGGAAUUCCGGAAUGCCUAUGGCGAGCUUCCCGCGGCCCAGAUAGCAAAACUUCCCUUCUAUGGCGGCCUCACCAUUGUCUAUGCGGUAUUGGGCGCUUUCUGGGCUUUCCUCUACGUCCAGAACCGCUCCGACAUCCUGCCCGUUCAGAAUUACAUUACGGCGACCAUCAUCUUCUUGAUCGUCGAGCAGCUGAUGACUUGGGGUUUCUAUGACUACCAGAAUCGACAUGGUAAUAACGCUGUGAACAAGGUUCUUAUGGUCAUCGUGUCAAUACUCAAUGCAGCCCGCAAUUCCCUGUCCUUCUUUCUGCUGCUGAUAGUCUGCAUGGGCUACGGUGUGGUCAAGCCAUCGCUGGGCAGGACCAUGAUCUACGUCCGGAUCCUCGCUGCCGCACACUUCAUCUUCGGUGUCAUCUAUGCGGUUGCUUCCAUGGCCGUCACUCCCGAGUCAGUCGGCCCGCUCGUCCUCUUUGUCAUUCUGCCGUUGGCCGGAACCCUGACGGCAUUCUAUGUUUGGACACUAUCGUCGCUCAAUAUCACCAUCAAGGAUCUUGUUCAGCGGAGACAGAAGACCAAGGCCAUGAUGUACAAGAAACUUUCGUGGUGCCUUCUCGGCUCUAUUCUCGUGAUUUUCGCCUUCUUCUUCGUCAACAGCUUCGCGUUCGCCGGAAGCAGCGAGGCCGAUUUCAUCCCAAAGCAUUGGCAGACAAGAUGGUUCGUGCUUGACGGCUGGCUCAACCUGGUCUACUUGUUCGACAUCGCAUUCAUCGCGUAUCUGUGGCGCCCAACGGCGAACAACAGGCGCUUUGCCAUGAGCGACGAGUUGGCACAGGAAGACGACGGUUUCGAGAUCAACGACAUCGACGACGCCUUUUCCGAUGACGAAGAAGCCGCUCGAAAAGACCAAGAACGAGCAGCAUCCCCUACCGGCGGGGCAUCGACUUCGCUUACAGAUGCCAUGGACUCUUCUCGCAGACAACCUUCUCCUGGCCCGGCAGCGCAGAACAGCAGCAAAGACGCGCCACUUCCUCCGCGACCCCGGGAGUCUUUAGACGGGGAGACCAUCUUUGCCGUCGGGGAUGAUGGGAUCGAGUGGAGUGACGGCGAGGAAGAGAGCGGUGAUGAGAGGAAAAAGUUGACCGGCAAAUAA
Molecule: messenger RNA, 1548 nt
Organism: Capronia coronata CBS 617.96
Lineage: Eukaryota; Fungi; Ascomycota; Eurotiomycetes; Chaetothyriales; Herpotrichiellaceae
Exons: 2
Coding region: 1-1548 (515 amino acids)
Biological process (GO): retrograde transport, endosome to Golgi
Cellular component (GO): Golgi apparatus; membrane
Source: RefSeq, a predicted model, not a curated record